AUGACUCAGGUUGCGAGGCACGAUAUCGGAAAUACCGCACUCAAACGAGUUCGGAUCCUCGAUCAGAAGCAGUCGAAGUACGGCUGUAGGACCUGCAGACAGCGCAAAGUCAAAUGCGACGAGAGCCUUCCAGCAUGCCAAAGAUGCUUGAGGUCUGGACGAUCCUGUGCUGGCUACGCUCGGGUACCGCGAAUCAAGGUUCUUGUCCCCCAACAGCACUCGUCCAUUAUCGAGCCAAUCGGCAGUACUCCCAGCCAGCAACCCGAACAGCAGACGAUGGCCCGGUUGACUCUGGCUUUCUUCGCGCUUGAUCCCCAUCAGCUCCACAAUAAGGCAGGUGCGGAGUUCUCUUCCGUGCUGCUCCCACAACUCGCGGCUACUAGGAGCUAUGUCAACGCUGCCGCUGGAGUCCUUGGAGCCGCUUAUGACAAGUGUGUUCUGCGCCGGAACGAUCACGAGCAGAACCAGCUCGUUACCAAGCUAUACCUAAAUGCGCUUAGACAGGUACAGGAAGAGCUUCAACGCCCAGAGCCCGAUACUCUGCCGUUACUGGUGUCUGCUAUGCUGCUAGCUGCCGCCGAGAGCAUCCAGCAUAGGCCAAUCGACGCACUGAGUCACAUCCUGGGUGCAUUCACGAUGAUCAAUCUCGGGGGCGGCACGUCCCCCGAGCCAACCUAUCCCACAUCGAUAGGCCCGCUGCCUCCUAACGGCUUGGUCGAAAGUCCUGGCUCGGCUCACGACGUCGCGUUCAGUGUAGAUUACCACAUCUCCAUGUUCGCGUGGGGCAGAAGUCCUCGGUUUGCGCCUUUGCCAGUAACCAACGAAAUGCUGUACCCAGCCUCCGUAGAAGACCUCACUUCAGGACACCCUGCCCUCCAACAAUGGUGCCAGCAUUUCAUUGCCAAGGCUUUAGAGCCCGAAUGGGAGGAGCGAAUUGACUUCCCUCCAACGCUGGUCACACAGCAGGACUACCUCGUCGCCUGGAUCAAGCGCUGGCUACGCACUUACACUCUGCUGUUCGAUGCUCCGCGCGCCCAAGCCUCACCUCGCCAAACAUCCCACUUCAGGAUCCUCAAAGCCCAAACCCUCACCACCUUCAUCGCCGUCUCCAACGUCAAGCCCCCGACUCAAGUCAGCUACGACGCCUACGCCCCACAAUUCGAAGAAAUCAUCCGCUGCGCCGAGCACGUCCUCAAUCUACACUCCUCAACUCCCACCACCCCCUCCUCCACCGCAUCAUCGUCUUCCCCUCUAGUCCCCUACUCCCCCCUCCCUGGCAUCAUCCACCCCCUCCACUUCACGGCCCGGCGAUACCGCGACCCCAUCUCGCGCCGGCGCGCCAUCCACCUGCUCCGCCACGCCGGCAUCGAAGGCCCCUUUCAAGGCGAGUUCUCGGCACGCAUCGCCGCGCGCCUGGUCGAGAUCGAGGAGGGGCGCGCGCCCUUCAAGCCCGUGCUGUCGGCCGAAGAGGUGCUGCCGAUGAGCGCCCUUGAGGACCGGAGGCGCGUGUAUGGCUGUUGGAUCUUGGAUGGGCCUGCACAUCAGAAGCAGGAGGACGAAGAUGGGGUGGUGCGACGGGUCAUGAAGCUGAGUCGGCGGAGGGGUGUGGCGCCUGUGUCUAGGUGGAAGGAGGGAGAUGCAUGGGCAGAGAGGGGAAAGGUGGCGAGGUGUGCACAUGGCAUGCCGUUGCAGGUGGGUCCGCUGAAUAAUCCGGAUGGGAGAGGGAAGAAAGGGUACGGGGGUGGGAGCGAGAUGUGGGAGGUCUGGGAGGAGGUGGUGGUGGUGCACGGGUAA
Molecule: messenger RNA, 1794 nt
Organism: Cyphellophora europaea CBS 101466
Lineage: Eukaryota; Fungi; Ascomycota; Eurotiomycetes; Chaetothyriales; Cyphellophoraceae
Exons: 2
Coding region: 1-1794 (597 amino acids)
Biological process (GO): regulation of DNA-templated transcription
Molecular function (GO): DNA-binding transcription factor activity, RNA polymerase II-specific; zinc ion binding
Source: RefSeq, a predicted model, not a curated record